AGGUCCUCAACGCUGGUUUGUCCAUGCUCAGGGUGUUUUCGCGGCGGCUCCGAAAUUCUGCUUCUGUAGCCUGGGUCUGGGUAAGGGCUAAAUGCACUCGGCCCUACCUCUCCAAGUAAAGCUAGGGACAGGGACUGAUGACGGGAUACAGCCUGGGCCUUGAACCCAACCUGAGGAACCACAUCUGAGAAAACUCUGCCUAUGUCUGCAGAAUAAACUUGGAUUCCUCAAACUGUUCAGGGAUGGGGAAUCUUCAGCAGUGUUAAACACAUUACCAUCAACUUAUGAGAUGACAUCUUUGCAAAGGAAAGGGCUGCAAGGAAGGAUUCUCAGCUCUGAGGAAGAGGAGAAACUGAAAAGAGACCAAGUUUUAGUGUCUGACUUUAAACAACAAAAACUGGAAAAAGAUGCUCAGAAGAACUGGGAUCUAUUUUACAAAAGAAAUAGUACUAAUUUCUUCAAAGACAGACACUGGACCACCAGAGAGUUCGAGGAGCUCAGGUCAUGUAGGGAGUUUGAAAAUCAAAAAUUGACUGUGCUUGAAGCUGGCUGUGGGGUCGGGAACUGUUUAUUCCCACUUUUAGAAGAAGAUCUGAAUAUAUUUGCUUAUGCCUGUGAUUUUUCUCCAAGAGCAGUCGAAUAUGUCAAGCAAAAUCCUUUAUACAACACACAGAGAUGCAAGGUGUUCCAGUGUGACUUGACAGAAGAUGACCUUCUGGAGCACGUGCCCCCAGAGUCCGUGGACGUGGUCAUGCUGAUAUUUGUGCUCUCUGCCGUCCACCCUGAGAAGAUGCGCCUGGUCUUGCAGAACGUUUACAAGGUGUUAAAACCAGGCAAAAAUGUCCUGUUCCGCGACUAUGGGCUAUAUGAUCACGCCAUGCUUAGGUUUAAAGCCGGCAGCAAGCUCGGAGAAAACUUUUAUGUUAGACAAGAUGGAACCAGAUCGUAUUUUUUUACUGAUGAAUUCCUGGCCCGGCUCUUCGUGGACACAGGCUAUGAAGAAGUGGCGAACGAGUAUGUGUUUCGUGAAACGGUGAACAAAAAAGAAGGCCUGUGUGUGCCGAGAGUUUUCCUUCAGAGCAAAUUCCGAAAGUCUCCCAAGGACCCAGCUCCCGGGACCCUGGGCCUAGGUCACACCUCCUGACCUUUCACGAGGUUGACUUUGUGCCUCCCCUUGAAGAGGAAAGUUUAAGGCUGGAAGGUGGCUGUACGAGGUGAGAGCAAAGCUGAUACCAGUACAGAGUUUGUCCUUUGGAGUGUGUUUUUCUUUGAAAUCAACAUGUGAAGAAGAUGGGCCUAUAGGGAAGACGCUCACCGGCCCUCCAGAGUGGAGUCAAACCUUGCCUCAGAGCAGUCUGUCGGGGGGGCAGGGCCAGGCCAAGGCCCUGCAUUUCCAGGGCAGGACUCCGUCCUCUAAGCCCCCUCCACCAAGUGACUCCCACCCCUAGCCUCGGCCUCAGAACUGCCCCAUACCCCCUCCACAGAAUUCCUCUUGCCUAUUUCCUCCAUUAGUCCUGACCAGCAUUUCUCGGAUUUUAGCAGCCGAGCUGGAUAACAACAGGAUAUUUGAGGUAGAAAGUGGAGAGCAGUAUAGUGUAGUAGGAUAAGCCCGGGCUUUUGGUAUCAAGUCACCUGGAACUGUGACCUCAUCACUUGU
This is a messenger RNA of Phyllostomus hastatus (greater spear-nosed bat), 1657 nucleotides long. It is a transcript of the gene METTL6, whose product is annotated as methyltransferase 6, methylcytidine. Lineage: Eukaryota; Metazoa; Chordata; Mammalia; Chiroptera; Phyllostomidae. Bases 290 to 1144 code for a protein of 284 amino acids. The transcript has 7 exons. The record is from RefSeq and is a predicted model, not a curated record.